Molecule: messenger RNA, 2407 nt
Organism: Cherax quadricarinatus
Lineage: Eukaryota; Metazoa; Arthropoda; Malacostraca; Decapoda; Parastacidae
Product: protein turtle homolog B-like
Biological process (GO): synapse organization
Cellular component (GO): neuron projection membrane
Source: RefSeq, a predicted model, not a curated record
GGCGACCUGAGCCUGCCGCUGCUGCUGCCGCCUAUACCGCACCUGCCGCUGCUGCUGCUCGCUCCGGUUCCCGCUGCGCUGCAACCGUCCACACGCAGCUGCGGCUCCCAACCACUAUAUCUGGAAUCCAAUCCCCCCCCCCCUUCAGAAACCAUGUAUAUCUUAGCCCUGCUCUUUGAGGCGGGGUAAAGACUAAUACAUGGAAAGCAAUGAGAAACAAAAACGCAUCUGCAGUUGUGAAAUGAAUGUGGCUUAAAAAUAAUCAAAAGCUACUUAACACUGUUCCCAAGUUCUACUCUUCCUUCUUCGAUGUUUAGUACAUAGUAUUGUACUCGUAGGUGCAGUAAGACUUAUACACUGCUAGGUUAAUGAUCUUGUGCUCCUAAAGUGUGGAAAAGGACAUAAAGAUCUUACGAUGAUAUAGGAAAGGCAAGAAUAUAUGCGUCAGAGUGCACAGUGCUGGUUGGUACGUGGCUCUCAAGUUACAUUUAGUGAAGCAGUGAAGUGUUGAAGUGUUUUGUGUCUAAACAUGAUACAGUUUAGUAUGAUAACUUUUUUAGUAAUCCUUGUACAGUGUACCUUGUGAGAAUUGGAAGAUCAGUUUGUAACCAUAAACAUUUACGGAAUUCUGCACUUUACGACGUACUUUACAUUUUAGAAAUUUUUAUCACUGUCCAUUUUGAGUUGUCCAUGUUACUUAGUGUUGAAUUUGCAACAGUGUGGACUUAAAGAGGGAAAAUUUAGUGUUUCCUUAUUAAGGUGCGUGAGGUAGGUGCACCACACCGCUCAGAAGUAAUUCGAUCUCUUAAAGAGUACGGGGCGUGGCGAGCGAAGCUAACUAUACAAGCUCACAGCUUCCUUGUCGCCAAGAAACUGGGAUUGUGUUAGUAGUAGCCCGAGGGAUGUUCUCUGGAGCUAUUUAACACUGCGGAACAUCUUGUUGCUGUUUGUUCUCUCAAGCUACUCUACAAGUUACAGAACACAGUUGUGAUCUGUUACGUGUGUUCUCUGAAGCCACAGCAAAGACUACGGAACACCUAGCGGGGAAAUCAAACAAAAGCUUUUAGUGUUUUGCUCGUCAGUGUUUUAAAAACCUCGCCAGUGAUACUCACGGUGAGAAGUGCGGUGGUUCGGCAACGUUCUUGUGAAGUGAACAACACUGUAUGCUACAUCACAUGACAUAUGCUAAGACAGAUGCUUAACGCAUUCAUGUCCCAGGAGACGCCGGUGCUACAAAAACACACUCGUUUAUGCAAGUGAUUAAAAAAUAUUUCUUCUCAUGAAAUUGUUCUGUAUUCAAUACAGUAAUAAAUGUUCUCACGAAAGUAAUCAAAACGUUAGGAAUACACUAGAAAUGUAAAUAACACCAAGAAAAACUGUAGCUCCAGCAGAGGCAAAGGGAUAACAGCAACCAAUGUGUCCCCAUGAACGUUGACUUCAGUACAAACAAGCAUCACCAGUGAACACAGCCUGUCUAGCAGGAAGCUACAACCCACCAUAACUAAUUAAAGGUGUCAGCCAAGAUGACCCAGCAGUAUCUCCCUAAGGUUCCAUCGCUGGUUCUGCUGUGGACCACAGUGCUCUGCCUCUCAGGGUGUGUGUGGGCAUGGCCUCGGUCUCCCCGCCACGUGGUGCCCCCGCCAACAGUGCCAGGACCCACGCUGCCCCCGGUCUUCGACCCGCUGGUACCAACCAAUGUCACCGUCACGGCCUCCAAGACGGCACUUCUCUCCUGUGUUGUCCACAACCUUGGCAACAAUUCGGUGUCGUGGAUCAGGCACCGUGACCUGCACAUCCUCUCCGUAGGCUCGGUGACCUAUACUAGCGACUCCAGGUUUGAGGCAGUACCCCAGACUGAAGGGGACUGGACACUACGUCUCCAGUACGCCAGUCCCCGCGACUCAGGCCAGUACGACUGCCAGGUAUCCUCCAGGCCGCCCACCGCCCGCACAGUGCACCUCACUGUGGUCGAGCCCCAGGCUAAGAUCCUGAGAGCACCUGACAUCCACGUUGGUAUUGGCUCUCCCAUCAACCUGACGUGUGUGGUACCCUACUCCCCAGAGCCUCCAGAUUACCUCCACUGGUACCACAAGGAGAGGAUGGUGCGGGAGGAUGGGCUGAGGGUGUGGGUGAAGACUCACCUGGGUCGUCGAAGUCUGAGCCAGCUGGUAGUGAUGAAUGCUCAGCCUCACGACUCAGGUGUUUAUACCUGUAGUCCAGCACACUCCCUCGAACACUCCAUUACCGUGCACGUCCUCACAGGAGAGUAUCCGGCAGCGAUGCAGGGAGGGUCAUCUGUGACCUGCGCUGGCCGCCGCCUCUGGGCUCAUCUCAUCACUGCCGUAGUCACUGCCACUGUGUCCACCCCGCUCCUACUCCCCUAUUUUUAUAUGUAAAUAACAUGUUU